CAAAGUAGUCCUUUAAGUUGAUCAGUGAAAAUCAAUUGUUUCCCCGUUGGCGCGAAUUAUUGAGUAAUUUCCUAAAUUUAGACAAUAUUUAAAACUGACAACUGAAAAAUCACCAGUCAAAAUAAGUAGUUCAAAGGACGCAAACAUGCCACCAAAGUGUAAAUUUCAAGAAGGUGAGAAAGUGUUAUGCUUUCACGGGCCAUUAAUUUAUGAAGCAAAAUGUCUAAAGUCCUCCAUUACCAAGGAAAAACAGAUUAAAUAUUUGAUUCACUAUGCUGGGUGGAACAAGAAUUGGGAUGAGUGGGUUCCUGAAAGUAGAGUACUGAAGUACAAUGAAGCAAAUGUACAAAGGCAAAGAGAGGUUCAGAGAGCUCACUCGAAUCAGCAAUCUACCCAGAAAAAUAAAAAGGGCAAUACAUCCUCUAAAACUCAAGGGCGUAGGAGUGAAGGUGGUCGUGAGAAGGACAAUGAUAGUAGAGCUAGUACUCCCGUUGCCACAGUUGAGAAAACUGUUAGUAGAUUUACAAAAAGUGCUGCUAGUUCUGUCGUGCCGUCUUCCUCUCACGAGAUUACUACAGAUGCUCCACGCAAAAAACGCAGUCGGAUAGAGCCAUCUGGUGAAACUGAAGAGUAUCUUACCAAGGUAGAAGUUAAAAUUAAGAUUCCCGAAGAGUUAAAGUUUGUACUUAUCGAUGAAUCAGAAGUUAUAUUGAAACUUAAGAGUGAUUCUGUUAGGUAUUUAUGUAUAUUAAUUUUUCUAUAUGUGUCUGUUAAAACUAGGAAAAUUGUUCAUUAGAAAUUAAUCAUUUUCAGGGAAAGUACAUUAGAAAUCACUAAAGGUAUUCGUGAAUAUUUCAAUAUAUCCUUGGGUCUGCAGUUACUAUAUAAAUGGGAACGUCCCCAAUUUAUUCAGAUAAUGAAUGACAAUCCUGAAACACUGCCUAGCCAAUUAUAUGGUGCCUUCCAUUUAUUAAGGCUAUUCGUGAGACUGGGUGGAAUGUUAUCAUACACCACAUUGGAUGAAAGAAGCAUACAACUGUUACUAUCUCAUUUUCACGAUUUUUUACAAUAUUUACAAAAAAAUAACGCCGAACUUUUUAAUCUCCAACAAGAUUAUGCAGACUCACCGCCUGAUUAUCAUAGAAAAUAUGCUUAAGUUAGUAUGAAUUACUAUAUAAUUUUAAUGAACUAAAGCAAUAUUACCACUUUUUUGC
Molecule: messenger RNA, 1214 nt
Organism: Dufourea novaeangliae
Lineage: Eukaryota; Metazoa; Arthropoda; Insecta; Hymenoptera; Halictidae
Gene: MRG15
Product: mortality factor 4-like protein 1
Exons: 5
Biological process (GO): chromatin organization; regulation of DNA-templated transcription
Cellular component (GO): nucleus; NuA4 histone acetyltransferase complex
Source: RefSeq, a predicted model, not a curated record